AUGUCUCCGAGCCCGGAUAGGACCCAGAUGGAGGGACACCCCACCACCCCUCCCUUCCCGCCGGCGUCGCCAGCCUAUCUCUCGGCACCCCAGCUUACGUCCCCCUAUCACGCAGGAGGAGGGGGAGGAAGUCCGCAGUACCUGCCCCCGCCCUCCCCCCGGAGCUCUCACACCUACCAUCCCGCCUACCAGCCCACCGACCACACCAACGGCUUCACCUCUGCCAGCUCCCCCUUCCCCGGCUACGGCGGCGGCAGCGGGGGAGAGGGGAACCGCCACCCCUCUAAUUCCUCCCGCUCAGCGCGCGCCUCAACCCCGUGCCUCGCAGCUCCGGGCUACUCCCUGGAAGAACACAAAGACUUUCGCGAAAUUGCGGACUACAUGUCCGGCGAGGGCGACUGCAUCCUCGUGCGGCGUUUUGGGGCUCUUCGCUUCCGCGACAUGCUCUGCAAGCAGGCACAGGUGAUGGAGGUGGAGAUACAGCUAGCGGAGGAGGAUGGCAAGGUGUUGCAGGGGGGCGGGGAUAUAGAGAUGGUGAAAAGGUUGAUGCGGAAGUUGGAUACUAAGCUGAAAGCUUACGGUACGUAUAUCCCCUUUCCUCCAGCAAAGGCUAUCAGCUAAUGAUUGGCGGGGGGAAGAUGAUGCCCUCGAGCGAUGCCACAGGACGUAUACCAUGCCCCCACCAAGCACGCGGAGCCUCAGCAAAACCAACACCUGGCUAAACACGCGGGGAUUCCAGCACCGCGUACCGGAGCUCUUCCAAGAUGACAUGAUAACCCUCGACCAGGCACUCGUCACCGACGGGCUAAUGACCCGCUUCGCGGCACUGAUAGCACGCGUGGUCUUCAAGAAGGAAGUCUCCAGGAGGGCCGGCGUGUCCCAGAUCCCGGCCCACCGCCCCAUACUCGUCGCUCGGGCGCUGAUCGCGCUGAUCGCGCCGGUGAUCUUGCUCGUGCCGGUCGUGCUGCUGUGUUAUCUGAAGGCACUCUGGAAACAGAUUGUCGUGGUCGUCAUGGCGACCGUCACGAGUAGCUUUGCCAUGAUGGUCGCCAAGGCGGGGAACGCGGAGGUGUUUAUGGCCACGUCGGCCUACGCCGCGGUGAUGGUGGUGUUUUUGGGGACUGUGGCGAACGUUGGGGGUGGGAAGGGGUAA
Molecule: messenger RNA, 1153 nt
Organism: Tuber aestivum (summer truffle)
Lineage: Eukaryota; Fungi; Ascomycota; Pezizomycetes; Pezizales; Tuberaceae
Source: the annotation of a GenBank genome assembly